UCGAGGUCAGAGGUCACUCAGCUGGAAACAUGGCGGCCGCCAGGAAAGCUAAUGUGGUUCUGAAGGCGGUGAAGAAAAUAACAGUCCAGUUUUGUCCCUUUGAAGGCGGUGUUCGCUCCACACGGGAGUUUCUGGCCAAGGUGGCCUCGGAGAAGGCCCGGGCCACCAACAUGAACUGUGAGGUGAAGGCCCUGGUGAAACACGACGGCUCUGAACCCGUAGUGGAUAUAACUUAUGUGGAUGGAGAGAAGCUGCUGAUGAAGGGAGCGAAGCUGACCAGCAGCGAGAUGCUCAGCGCGUUUCAGUCCCGGUGCACCGCCAAGGCAGCACAGGCCAAACCUGCAAAGAAAUGACCACAUGUUCCUCAUUCUGUGAAUAAAUUUGUAUUUAUCUGUGUAUAUUCUUGGAUACGUAACAUAUUAAAAUAUCUUGAAUUCA
Messenger RNA from Cololabis saira (Pacific saury), 438 nucleotides. It is a transcript of the gene mrpl53, whose product is annotated as mitochondrial ribosomal protein L53. The record is from RefSeq and is a predicted model, not a curated record. The transcript is spliced from 3 exons. Gene Ontology annotation, cellular component: mitochondrial large ribosomal subunit. Lineage: Eukaryota; Metazoa; Chordata; Actinopteri; Beloniformes; Belonidae. The coding region runs from base 30 to 353 and encodes 107 amino acids.